Molecule: messenger RNA, 596 nt
Organism: Exaiptasia diaphana
Lineage: Eukaryota; Metazoa; Cnidaria; Anthozoa; Actiniaria; Aiptasiidae
Product: DELTA-actitoxin-Ate1a
Exons: 1
Coding region: 1-570 (189 amino acids)
Biological process (GO): cytolysis in another organism; monoatomic cation transport; pore complex assembly
Cellular component (GO): pore complex
Molecular function (GO): channel activity
Source: RefSeq, a predicted model, not a curated record
AUGAGCAGGCUAAAAUUGCAUACAAUGUUCACGGGCUACGAUCGCGAGGUAGCCAUGGGGGUUAUUAACGAGUCCGGAUACCCCUGGAAGGUUUUGAGCGUCUACAAUUACGAGGGUGCACGGGACAACUACAAAAGGCUUCCUUCCCAGGUGAACAACAACAAAACCCUGCUUUAUAGAGCAAGUAAACCGCAUGAACCGGCAGACAUCGACAUGGGCGCUUGCGGAGUAAUUGCAAUCUAUAUACAAGGUCUCGAUAAGACCCUGGCAGUUGCCUACAGUGCAGCUUAUUAUGAUCGAAAUCUACAUGGUGGAAAAUCAAGAUCUACCCAAAGUAAUUGCAGCCCGCCAAUGCUAUCUGAAACGCCCAACUGGUGGAACAUCAAGAUUUACCCAGGAAAAUGGCUGCCAGACUAUUCUACGUACAAAGAAUUGUACUUUUUGGAGCGCCCAUUUGAAGGAGAUUCCAAAUGGCAUAAUCGGUCAUUGGACUCUGGCCUGAAAAUCAAAGGUGCGAUGUCCAAUGACGGCCAAGCAACCCUGGAAAUGCAUGUCAGUAGAGUCCAAUAGAUUAACAGGAGACUCGUUCCCAGUCG